UUGCGCAUUGGAGGUCAGAGGACAGCGAGAUUCUCGCCCUGAGCAACGGCCUGACGUCGGCGGAGGGAAGCAGGCGCAGGCUCCGUGAGGAGGCAAGAAUCCGGGCUUUGCCCCUGCAAUCAACCCACGGAAGCUCCGGGAAUGGCGGCCAAGCACGCGGAUCCUGACGUUCACAUAUCUCAGGGAGUUGAUGACCUUGUUUUCAGAAGGUGACUCAGGUCAACACAGGGGCCCCCAUCUGGUCGACAGAUGCAGUGGUUCUAGGAUCUGCCAAGCAUCCAGGUGGAGAGCCUGAGGAAUCAGGAGCUCCAGGAACCAGGCAGUGAGGCCUUGGUCUGAGUCAGUGUCCUCAGGUCACAGAGCAGAGGGGACGCAGACAGUGCCAACACUGAAGGUUCUGAGGGGGACAGGCUGACAAGUAGGACCCGAGGCACUGGAGGAGCAUUGAAGGAGAAGAUCUGCCUGUGGGUCUUCAUUGCCCAGCUCCUGCCCGCACUCCUGCCUGCUGCCCUGACCAGAGUCAUCAUGCCUCUUGAGCAGAGGAGUCAGCACUGCAAGCCUGAAGAAGGCCUUGAGGCCCGAGGAGAGGCCCUGGGCCUGGUGGGUGCGCAGGCUCCUGCUACUGAGGAGCAGCAGACCGCUUCUUCCUCUUCUACUCUAGUGGAAGUUACCCUGGGGGAGGUGCCUGCUGCCGACUCACCGAGUCCUCCCCACAGUCCUCAGGGAGCCUCCAGCUUCUCGACUACCAUCAACUACACUCUUUGGAGACAAUCCGAUGAGGGCUCCAGCAACCAAGAAGAGGAGGGGCCAAGAAUGUUUCCCGACCUGGAGUCCGAGUUCCAAGCAGCAAUCAGUAGGAAGAUGGUUGAGUUGGUUCAUUUUCUGCUCCUCAAGUAUCGAGCCAGGGAGCCGGUCACAAAGGCAGAAAUGCUGGAGAGUGUCCUCAGAAAUUGCCAGGACUUCUUUCCCGUGAUCUUCAGCAAAGCCUCCGAGUACUUGCAGCUGGUCUUUGGCAUCGAGGUGGUGGAAGUGGUCCCCAUCAGCCACUUGUACAUCCUUGUCACCUGCCUGGGCCUCUCCUACGAUGGCCUGCUGGGCGACAAUCAGGUCAUGCCCAAGACAGGCCUCCUGAUAAUCGUCCUGGCCAUAAUCGCAAUAGAGGGCGACUGUGCCCCUGAGGAGAAAAUCUGGGAGGAGCUGAGUAUGUUGGAGGUGUUUGAGGGGAGGGAGGACAGUGUCUUCGCACAUCCCAGGAAGCUGCUCAUGCAAGAUCUGGUGCAGGAAAACUACCUGGAGUACCGGCAGGUGCCCGGCAGUGAUCCUGCAUGCUACGAGUUCCUGUGGGGUCCAAGGGCCCUCAUUGAAACCAGCUAUGUGAAAGUCCUGCACCAUACACUAAAGAUCGGUGGAGAACCUCACAUUUCCUACCCACCCCUGCAUGAACGGGCUUUGAGAGAGGGAGAAGAGUGAGUCUCAGCACAUGUUGCAGCCAGGGCCAGUGGGAGGGGGUCUGGGCCAGUGCACCUUCCAGGGCCCCAUCCAUUAGCUUCCACUGCCUCGUGUGAUAUGAGGCCCAUUCCUGCCUCUUUGAAGAGAGCAGUCAGCAUUCUUAGCAGUGAGUUUCUGUUCUGUUGGAUGACUUUGAGAUUUAUCUUUGUUUCCUGUUGGAAUUGUUCAAAUGUUCCUUUUAACAAAUGGUUGGAUGAACUUCAGCAUCCAAGUUUAUGAAUGACAGUAGUCACACAUAGUGCUGUUUAUAUAGUUUAGGGGUAAGAGUCCUGUUUUUUAUUCAGAUUGGGAAAUCCAUUCCAUUUUGUGAGUUGUCACAUAAUAACAGCAGUGGAAUAUGUAUUUGCCUAUAUUGUGAACGAAUUAGCAGUAAAAUACAUGAUACAAGGAACUCAAAAGAUAGUUAAUUCUUGCCUUAUACCUCAGUCUAUUAUGUAAAAUUAAAAAUAUGUGUAUGUUUUUGCUUCUUUGAGAAUGCAAAAGAAAUUAAAUCUGAAUAAAUAAUUCUUCCUGUUCA
Messenger RNA from Homo sapiens (human), 2026 nucleotides. RefSeq names its product MAGE family member A2B (gene MAGEA2B). The record is from RefSeq and is marked reviewed. Gene Ontology annotation, cellular component: PML body; nucleus. Lineage: Eukaryota; Metazoa; Chordata; Mammalia; Primates; Hominidae. Bases 526 to 1470 code for a protein of 314 amino acids. The transcript has 6 exons.